Molecule: messenger RNA, 4015 nt
Organism: Fopius arisanus
Lineage: Eukaryota; Metazoa; Arthropoda; Insecta; Hymenoptera; Braconidae
Product: trehalase
Exons: 7
Coding region: 1037-3082 (681 amino acids)
Biological process (GO): trehalose catabolic process
Molecular function (GO): alpha,alpha-trehalase activity
Source: RefSeq, a predicted model, not a curated record
UUGGAUUAUCAUUGCGAAAGGGGGGAGGGCAAAAUGAUUGCACCUGAAGAAAACCGAAGAUGAAAAAUACUUGUUCAUGUUGACAGACAGGUGUUCCCGCCAUUGUACCUCCAUCCUCAUUAUUCCCCGCAUUCACCUUUAUUGUUUUAUCAUUUAUUUUUUAUUAUCACCGAUGGAUACCAUUAGCCUAUUAGUUUUUAAUGAAUUCUCCCACCUGUCCCCUAAACCUUGCUCUCACCCUGUUUUUCCCUUCCUCUUGAUAAUCCAUCAUUCCCCUCCACAUUGAAUGUACACACGUGUAACAAGACACUCUUGUCUUUCUAUCCUGUGCCGUAUGGCAUAACCGAUUGCCCCGAGUGCUUGAGCUACAAUCAUAAGCGAUGAUUCCGUCUCACUCGUCGCAAAUAAAAGUUGCGACUUGUCUGCGCCAGUCGUAAGUCAGUGGUGGCCACGAUAAGGAGGUAAACUGCUGGUUGUACACCAUCUACGUCGAUUACCCUGAUACUCGGUGCUUUAACGUCAUCACCGGCAAGUGCCGUCCCAUAUUCCACUGAUCUGGGAGAAUGCGGCACUCCUGGAGCUGAGACCAGUGCGCAGAGUGCGCAAAUCAACGGGUACACGUUACACUCCCAUUACCAAAAAGUAAGGUGACAGUUCACCAGGAGUCAUUAUAGACCUACCACUCGAAUUUUUUUACAUUCACAUUUUACCACCUUUCUGAUACCUAAAAACGUAACCAACAAGUAUUCAAACACGUCACGUAGAAAAACGCCACUCACGCUCUCUCUUUUCCUCUCGAUUAUUACUUUGAGACAUUGUUUUCUCAUAAACAUUGUUAAAGCUACCUCGGUGGAAGUCACUCGCUUAGUGUGGAUAGCGUUAUUGGAGCGAUAAGACAGGGACGUAGGAAUAACAAAAAUAUAUCACGAAAAUUAAUAGAAAAUACCGGAAGAUAAAUCCAAGACAAAUCAACGAGCAAUAUAUUAGGAAUAUAUUGAAUAUAUUGAAUAUAUUCGUGUAAAAGGAGAGUGUGAGAAUGUAUAAAAGGAGUACUGAGAUCAUUGAAACGCCGGGAAGAGGCUGUAGGCGUUAUAAAUUAUUAGUGAGAGCAUUUUGGCUGACAAUUGUGCUGGUGCAGUCGGUGACAGUCGAUUCAACCAGAGACCAUGAGGAUUCCUCGAGGACACACGAAAGACCUCCACCUUGUUCUAGUGAAAUUUAUUGCCAUGGCGAGCUACUGCACACUGUGCAAAUGGCUCAACUAUACACCGAUUCCAAGACUUUUGUGGAUAUGAAGAUGAAGAAACCAGCGGCUGAGACACUAGCUGCAUUCCGAAAAAUGAUGAAUGAUACCAAUCACUCACCGAGUCUAGCGGAGAUUCAGUAUUUUGUUAAUAAUACUUUUGAUCCACCUGGAUCGGAGUUUGAGACUUGGAUACCUGGGGAUUGGCGGGUUACACCGAAAUUUCUCGCGUCCGUGAAGGACAGACACCUGAGAAAAUUUGCAUCGGACUUGAAUGACAUAUGGAAAAUGUUGGGUAGAAAAAUGAAGGAUGAUGUCAGAAUCAAUGAGAAUCUUUACUCCAUAAUAUAUGUACCUUAUCCAGUUAUAGUGCCCGGUGGUAGAUUCAGGGAAUUUUAUUACUGGGACUCUUACUGGAUCAUGAAAGGUCUCUUGCUGUCAGAGAUGUACACAACAGUCAAAGGGAUGCUGACUAAUUUUGUUACUAUUGUUGAUAAAAUUGGCCUCAUACCGAAUGGCGGUAGGAUAUACUACGAGAUGAGAUCGCAUCCACCGAUGUUGAUACCCAUGGUGAAGGAUUAUCUGGAUGUCACCAAGGAUUACGAGUGGCUGAAGGAGAACCUUUGGCUAUUGGAGAAGGAAUUCGAGUUCUGGAUGACGAAUCGAACUGUCGAAAUAGAGAAGGACGGUAGAAAUUACACACUCGCGAGAUAUUACGAGAGCUCAAAGGGCCCCAGACCAGAGUCUUACCGGGAGGACUACCGUAACGGCGAGCUAUUUCGAAUCAGUGAGGAGAGGGAAAAUUAUUACAUGGACCUCAAGACAGCUGCUGAAUCUGGUUGGGAUUUUUCUAGUCGUUGGUUCAUUCUAGAUGGAACUAAUAAAGGGAAUUUAUCGAAUAUCAAAACUAGGUACAUUGUUCCCGUCGAGCUUAAUGCAAUAAUAUACUAUAAUGCCGUUCUUCUGGCUGAUUUCAAUGAUCUCGUUGGUAAUAUGAGUAAAGCUGCAAUGUACAGAUCGAAAGCUGAAAUGUGGAAAACAGCAGUGAACGCUGUACUCUGGCACGAGGAAGUUGGUGUAUGGCUUGACUACGAUCUCCUUAACGAUAUGAAACGUGAUUAUUUUUAUCCAACAAAUGUCGUACCUCUCUGGACAAAUUGCUACGACAUCACGAAGAGGGAGGACUACGUUGGCAAGGUGCUCAAGUAUUUGGAGAGAAAUCAGAUUAUGGUGAAUCUCGGGGGUAUACCUGCUACUCUUGAGUUAUCAGGAGAGCAGUGGGAUUAUCCCAAUGCCUGGCCACCGCUGCAGUAUUUUGUUAUCGAGUCGCUGGACAAUACUGGAGAUGCCUGGGCCCAGAGGUUAGCUUAUGAAAUGAGCGAGAGGUGGGUCAGGAGCAAUUUUAAGGCAUUCAAUGCCACCAACAGUAUGUACGAGAAGUACGAUGCUACUGUGUCUGGGGGUGGAGGAGGUGGUGGAGAAUACGAGGUACAAUUGGGCUUCGGUUGGUCCAACGGUUUGGUCAUGCACUUAAUCAAUAAAUAUGGAGAUCGACUUGCCGCUGAGGAUCGAUUUUCGCCCUAUGAAGUCGUCAAGGAGACGUCGGCUGCACCCUCGGUCACUGUAUCAACCGCUGGACAAAUGAUGACAGGACUGAUUGCAGUUGUUAUAUCGUUGGCAGCAGGAUACAUCGGGUGGGUGGUGUACAAGAGACGUCAUUACUACGUGCCAGGUCCGUCCACAAUGGCUGGUAUCAAGAGAAAAUCGGGGGCACCUGGUGAUAAUUUCUACCGGAAGCACAUUGCGUACACCGAACUCAAGGACAUGAACAACGAUUGACCAUUGACGUUGUGAUCAAUCAACUUAGAUAAUUUUCAUAAUGAUAAUUACGGUGGGCUUGCGAGUGGACGAUUGGGGUGUGAAUCGGUGAUUGUUUUUUUUUUUCAUUUUUCGAGGCAUCACGCUGGUGUUUCAUUUGUAUUCUUCUCGUUUAAUUACAGAAAACGACGUUAUAGUUGUAAUAUAUUCUUCGGUAUUGGAAGAACUCAGAAACGCGGAAUAUUUUUCCUAAUGUGAAUAAUCGUGUGUUAUUGCGACAGUGUUGAUAAGAGCGGCGUACAAAUUAUACUUGAUAAGAGCUGCAUGAAUUAUCGAUUUUUUUUUUGUUUUCUCUCGCAAAUGCUGAAUUAACUGAGAUUUAAUGUACGAUAGAGCGGAGUUAUCCGUUGAAUUGAAACGAUAAAACGAAGAUUUUUGAGAUAAUUGUGGGGCCCCGUUCGGGGAUUAAUGGGUCCGAUAAGAUAGGUGAUAAUUUUCGUUUGUUUUUGUAAUCCGGAGGGACUUUGUGAUAUUCGCGGAUAAUUGAGGAAUUGAUUUCAACGGCCAUUUAGCUAUUGUAUAGAAUUAUUUCAAUAAUUGUAGAAGACGAGAGCAAUGUCGUUUAGAUGAAUUUUUAAUUGGGCAGAGGAUUUGCAAUUCUUUUUGCCAUUAGCAAGUGUAUAGAUAAAUCUUUUAUGUGUCAUAUUGUAUAUUGUAUAAAUAUCUCGAAGACAAUUACCUGAAGCCGAAACCGUUCGACCUCUACAGAAAUAAAUGAGCGUGUAUGACAAAAAUAUGUGCCUAAUCUAUUUGUAAUUUUCUUUUUUAAUUAAUAGUUCUGCAUAUGUUUGUAUUAAAGUUGACAAUGAGGAAUAGAUGGUGUAGUAGGUAAUCACGACUCGACGGUUCCGGUGAUGAAUGAGUAAACAAUAAAUAUUUUAAUCUUGAAUAAUA